GGGGAGGUGGCCGGCUGCUUCUCCCGCGUCCGCCAUUUUGUUGCUGUGGCUCUUGGGAACAGGCUGGGCAAAGCCGUCCCGGAGGCGCCACGCUCCCUGGAGUCCGGUGCUUCGUGGUCGGCGGGUGUCAGUGCAGACCCGUACGGCUGCGGAGCCGGAGCUUUCCAGGUCGCGAUCCACUGGAACCACCCCCGGUACGUCAGACAGCCCAAGAACCCCAGGGCGGCCUCGGCUGCGGCUCGACUUCGCCCACCCCGACCGGGGGCUCUGCCCUGCAUUCCCUGGGCCGGCUCUUUCAGUGAGGCGGUCCCGGAGCAGGCGGGCGGCGGCAGAGGAUGCUGCGAGCCCGGAGCCGAGAGGCAGGUGCUGGCCCGGCCCUCUAAGCUUGCCUAGAGGUGUGCCGAGAGGUCCCUUUCUCGGCCCCAAAGCCGUCUGUCGGGCAAAGGCUUCCAGAACAGGCGAGAGCAGCCGCCGCCCCGACUCGCCACAGAACCCCGGCCGGGCACCAUGUCCUCCGCCAGGUUCGACUCCUCAGAUCGCUCUGCUUGGUACAUGGGACCGGUGUCUCGCCAGGAGGCGCAGACCCGGCUCCAGGGCCAGCGCCACGGCAUGUUCCUAGUCCGCGACUCCUCCACCUGCCCCGGGGACUAUGUGCUGUCUGUAUCCGAGAACUCGCGCGUCUCCCACUACAUCAUCAACUCUUUGCCUAAUCGCCGUUUUAAAAUCGGGGACCAGGAGUUUGACCAUUUGCCGGCAUUGCUGGAGUUCUACAAGAUCCACUACCUGGACACCACCACCCUAAUCGAGCCAGCGCCCAGGUAUCCAAGCCCGCCAAUGGGAUCUGUCUCAGCGCCCAACCUGCCUACAGCAGAAGAAAAUCUGGAAUAUGUACGAACUCUAUAUGAUUUUCCUGGGAAUGAUGCCGAAGACCUGCCCUUUAAAAAGGGUGAGAUCCUGGUGAUAAUAGAAAAGCCUGAAGAACAGUGGUGGAGUGCCCGGAACAAGGAUGGCCGGGUUGGGAUGAUUCCUGUCCCCUAUGUUGAAAAGCUUGUGAGAUCCUCACCACAUGGAAAGCAUGGAAAUAGGAAUUCCAACAGUUAUGGCAUCCCAGAACCUGCUCAUGCAUAUGCUCAACCUCAGACUACAACUCCUCUACCUGCAGUUUCCAGUACUUCUGGGGCAGCGAUCAACCCUUUGCCAUCCACACAGAAUGGACCUGUCUUUGCAAAAGCAAUCCAGAAAAGAGUACCCUGUGCUUAUGACAAGACUGCUUUGGCACUAGAGGUUGGUGACAUUGUGAAAGUCACCAGAAUGAAUAUAAAUGGCCAGUGGGAAGGUGAGGUGAAUGGGCGCAAAGGGCUUUUUCCUUUUACACACGUCAAAAUCAUUGACCCUCAAAACCCAGAUGAAAAUGAGUGAUUGCUGUUGCCCUGUUUUCUGCUGCUUUAUUGUUCUGCCUGUCAUAGUCUCCUUUGAAGUGGGAAAGCAUUCUCUCUCAUAGGCAGGUUACACUGCAUUGCCAAUGUCCAGCUUUCUGCAGACUGGCGAUCUCUCAUACACAUUUGGAAUGCACACAGCGGCUGUCUCCUGGCAUCUGUAUUAUAGUCGUAUUGUCAGAGUAGCCGAUUUUAGAGUUUUUUGGAUCAUAAACUGGAAAUGCUGGUGGAAGCACACAUGUGGAGAGAAGCUGACAAGAAAAGGGUCUUCCUUCUCAUCGCUGCCCUGUUUGUACUUGGGACUGAUUCUGUCGUGUUCAUCAGAGAAAGCUUGAGACYGUAGUGAGAGAUCCUGCAUGUCGCUGUUCCACAAAGUGGUGGCUCCACCACCAACUUGUUUUUCUUGAACAACACAGGAAGUGAACAUUAAGGAAGAGAGAAUUCUGUCCUAGGCACCCUGCCCCCCGGCCCCCAAAUCUGGCUUUUCUUUCAUUUUCUUUUGGUUUGGUUUGGUUUUGGAAGACUAAUUGGACUUGUGUGUUCUGAACAGAUUUUUAAGUAGCAGGUUGGAUUUUUGUGAUAGUCCAGGGAAUGGCACUGCCUCUGAGCUUCUAAAUUGAAGCUGCUGUAACUAAAGGAAUAUGAAAAGAACAGCUCUGAAGUGUAAAGGCCUUUAUUGUCUUGGUUGUCAGUAGUACCUUGUUUUACCAUGUAGAAAAUAACACAAUAAAUCAGCAGUCAGUGGUGGGCCAAGCUAUGUACACAGGCCUCUUGGAUUAGUUUGUCCCCAAAAACAUUAGAGUCAGAGGUAAUUUGGGGGAAAGCCUUUGCUUACCUUGUUUGCCAGUGAUGGGUGGGGGUGGGGUUGAACAUUUGGCUAAUUUUCUGUCCCAAUUUUCAGUAAAUGUACCCCUUUAAGUUAUAUGAUUUAAAUUUCUUUUAAAAGUGAGGUUAAUAGAAUCAUUGAAUUUCAUUCACUGAAGCCUACCCAGUCCUUGAUGCCCCAGCUCAGUCUUCCUGGGCUGCUGGAGAAAGAUGGUGCUGAUGCUUCCAAAUAAAGGAAAUGCUAACUGGAAAUUGGUUCAUUCACUUGAGGUCUAGUGUUAUAGUGACUAGCAAGAACUCUUAACCAGUUUACCAUUAACCAUUUGUUACUUUAUUGUUUUAAAGUAUUUUCCUAUUAGCUAAAAGAGACCUGUUUUUUAUACAAGCCAGCUCUGGUACAAGUGUGGGACUGAUGUCUGCUGAGCAUAACAGAUAAAAAUUCUGGAACCUUUACGUAGUUCAUUCUACUUUCCCUCUGGACCCUAAUGAAGACAAGCUCAGCUCAAAGUGAAUACUGCAGAAAUGUAGCAGCAACCUAAAGAGUAAUUCUAGCAUUUAUGGGGCAUCUGCUGCAACUAUAGCCCUAUCUCUGGAAGCGCUUAGGUUUUGAGGUUCAGAGUAAUGUAUUCUGGUGACAGAAUCAGCAAAACAACCAGUUUUCCAUUUCUUUAUUACUUUGUCUUUAAAUCAGGCUGAUAACUGCCAUAUUAAAGAAUCUUAAGAGUCUUCCUGUGAUAAAAUAACAAUCAGUUGGAAAAAAUACCACUGUGGCUGUCUGUCUGUGGUUUUCCUAGAAAAUGCUUAAGAGAUCAGCUUCCUACCCAAUGAGAAAUGUGGCCACCUCUUACAGUUGCCUUUUCUGGCCAAGUCCGUUUAGUGGGCUUGUUCUAAGUUCAAGCCCAGCCUUACACCCACAGGUGGUGGGAGUAUGACAAAAUCCCUACACUGCCUAGAAAUACUGCUUGCCUUUCAGCCCAUGACCUGGUUCCACCCUGCCUUCUUGGCUCCUGCAUCUGAGUGGAGUGUCUAGCCUUGAUCAAAGAGGGCACAAACCCUAAGACCUUUUAAAAACAGAUAUAGCUGAAGGGCUUGGCACCUUUUGAUUGUAACAGCUGGCUCAGAGUACAAGUAGUAAAUGGCCAUUUUAGAAAGCAGGGUUUCCUUUCAGCCAGGUCUGCUGACCAAUAGCAAGAUCCACCCUGUAGGAUGUGCUUCAGAAUUAAAACACUCCACAAACCUGGAGUUUGUUUCCAUAAAGAAUUACUUUAGCCAAUAUAAAUGUCUCCAGGGUUACCUAGGAGAUUGAGAGCUCAAUCCAGAAUAAGUCUUGAGUUCUGAGCUCUCAAGAUGUGUGCCAAAAGUAGUAACUUUUUGACUUGAGAACCUUAUCAGUUUUGUUUUGUUUUGUUUUGUUUUUUUAACUAGGUGGAGAAAUUCUAUUUUUCACACCAAAUAGUGGAAAGCAGCACCUUUGCCUUGGCUUCAGUGCUUUGGUUCCCA
Urocitellus parryii (Arctic ground squirrel) is the source of this 3761-nucleotide messenger RNA. It is a transcript of the gene Crkl, whose product is annotated as CRK like proto-oncogene, adaptor protein. Gene Ontology annotation, biological process: positive regulation of ERK1 and ERK2 cascade; cell migration; enzyme-linked receptor protein signaling pathway. The record is from RefSeq and is a predicted model, not a curated record. Gene Ontology annotation, molecular function: signaling adaptor activity; receptor tyrosine kinase binding. Lineage: Eukaryota; Metazoa; Chordata; Mammalia; Rodentia; Sciuridae. Gene Ontology annotation, cellular component: cytoplasm.